Molecule: messenger RNA, 961 nt
Organism: Cyphomyrmex costatus
Lineage: Eukaryota; Metazoa; Arthropoda; Insecta; Hymenoptera; Formicidae
Exons: 3
Coding region: 102-770 (222 amino acids)
Source: RefSeq, a predicted model, not a curated record
UCGCACCUUCAGCCAUGUCCGCGGCGGGUUUAUCCAGAGAAAAAUGAUCCUUUUAGAUCAUAAGAAUCGCCCUGUGCACCGCGAGAGAUCAUUUUUGCGAUAUGCCGUCGAAAAUGAUAUGCGACGCUCGUACAUGCGGCGGUUGCCGGUAUCUGGAGCAGGACGAGCAGAACGAUCGGACGGCGAACCUCGCAGAGUUCCUGGCGAACUGUCAACACGCGAAAUGCAAGGUGGUUCGUCUGGUCCGUCAGCAAAUAAGUAAACUGCAGAAUAUGCAGUACGAGCAUUUACUGACUACGAGCGACGAGGCACGUGAAAAGGUGUAUAACGAAAUGCCCACUGAAAUGCACGAAGCGCUCAACAAUGAAGUCCACGAAGUGUACGGUGAAGUACACGAUGAUCUGCACGAGGUGGAGAGCAAAGUAGAGCAGGCGUCCAACGAAUCGUACGGAAAUGUGUACGAGACACAAAAAGCUGCUGCAGUUACAAAGCGAACUGUCGGAGGGACGAACGCAAUAGGGAACGCAGCGACCGCAUCCUUGCGUCACACGGCGUCUCCUGGGAGAGCGGUGGACCGCAAGUGGAUGCUGCGGAUCCUGGAUCGCGUUCGUCAUCGAGCGCAUCUGAUACUGGCGGCCGCUGUGGUCGGUGUGAUAGUCUGGACCGCUCUGGUGUACGGUGUUUUCCUGGGCGCGACGGCCUGCGGAAGCGGACGCACCUGUUUCCGGUCGUCUCUUAAAUAUACGCAUGCUAAACGCACAUUGUUUUAGCUCGUGCCAUCUAUCGACACCUCGUAAACGACACCUCGUAAAUGGUGAUUAAAGUUAACCGAGGUACAAUCCAUUUCACUUCAGCGUCUGCGAAAAGAGGUGGUUGAUUGCCAGCUAGCUUUAAUGAAGAUUUCUAAGAAUCGAUUUGUAGACGUCCUUUUUCUUUUCUUCGCGAAAUUACGCGGAGAGUG